AUGAAGCCGCCUGGCAGCAUCUCCCUGCGGCAGCCGCGCUGCGGCCGCCGCCUCUCCGCCGCCUGCCACCUCACAGUCCUGCAGCUCUUCGGUCGCCUCGUCUCGCUGCUUCUGCUCCUCUAUGGCUCAUCCUGCCUCCGGGUCCGCGCGGGCGCAACGGCCACCGACCUGCACUGGAAUGAAACAGCAGGCGGUAUAGAGGGAGUACUGGCAGAUGAAGAGAAUACAUUUCAAGCAAAUAAAAGCAGUAACAGUAAAAAUAACAGCUACAGCGGUGCAAUCCAGAAAGAAAUCACACUGCCUUCAAGAUUAAUUUAUUACAUUAAUAGAGACUCUGAAAGCCCUUACCAUAUCCUGGAUACCAGGGCAAAGCACCAGCAGAAAAACAACAAGGCUGUACAUCUGGCCCAGGCAAGUUUCCAGAUUGAGGCCUUUGGUUCCAAAUUCAUCCUUGACCUCACACUGAAUAAUGACUUGUUAUCUUCAAAUUAUGUGGAGAUUCACUAUGAAGAUGGAAGACCAAAGUUUUCUAAGGGUGGAGAGCAUUGCUACUACCAUGGGAUUAUCAGAGGGAUCAAGAAUUCUAAAGUUGCCCUUUCAACUUGCAAUGGACUUCAUGGCAUGUUUGAAGACAGUACUUACUUAUACUUGAUAGAGCCAAUGGAUCUGACCCACAGUGCGGAAAGUAAAAGUAGGCCACAUAUCAUCCGAAGAACUUACGGAACACGAGCCUCCACACAGUUGCAAGACCUUGAGACUGAAUCUAGUUCUGAAUGGCCCUUUCUGUCUGAACUACAGUGGCUGAGGAGAAAGAGAAGAAAGAGAGCAGUAUCUCGUGGUAUCUUUGAAGAAAUGAAAUAUCUGGAGCUCAUGAUAGUCAAUGAUCAUAAAAUGUUCAAAAAGCACCGUUCUUCAAAUGCAUACACAAACAAUUUUGCAAAAUCUGUGGUAAACCUUGUAGAUGCUAUAUACAAGGAACAGCUGAACACUAGGGUGGUUCUUGUUGCUGUGGAAACUUGGACAGACAAAGAUCGUAUUAAUAUUCACCCUGAUCCUCUGCAGAUGCUUCACGAUUUCUCCAAAUAUCGUCAGCACUACAUCAAACAGCAUGCUGAUGCUGUGCACCUGUUAUCGAAUGUGACGUUUCAUUACAAAAGGAGUAGCUUGAGUUACUUUGGAGGGGUUUGCUCUGUGACCCGAGGAGUAGGAGUGAAUGAGUAUGGCCUCCCUUUGGCUAUGGCACAGGAACUAGCACAAAGUCUUGCUCAGAAUCUUGGAAUACAAUGGGAGCCAGCUGCAAGGAAACCAAAGUGUGAUUGCACUGAAUCCUGGGGUGGUUGCAUCAUGGAGGAAACAGGGGUAUACCAUUCCAGGAAAUUCUCCAAAUGCAGCAUUGCAGAAUAUAAAGAAUUUUUACUUCGUGGGGGAGGUGCCUGUCUUUUCAACAGACCAACAAAGCUCUUUGAAACCACUGAGUGUGGAAAUGGAUAUGUAGAAGCAGGAGAAGAAUGUGAUUGUGGCUUUCGAAUGGAAUGCUAUGCAGACUGUUGUAAGAAGUGUUCUCUUUCUAAUGGAGCUCAUUGUAGUGAUGGACCCUGCUGUAAUACAUCAUGUCUUUUUUUCCCACGAGGAUAUGACUGUCGAUAUGCAGUGAAUGAAUGUGAUAUUGCAGAGUUCUGCACUGGAGAUUCUGGGCAGUGUCCACCAAAUCUUCAUAAACAAGAUGGGUAUGCCUGUGAUUCUAAUCAGGGUCGUUGCUAUAAUGGUGAAUGCAAGACAAGAGACAAUCAGUGCAGAUAUAUCUGGGGAUCUAAGUCUUCAGGGUCUGACAAAUUUUGUUAUGAAAAGCUUAAUACCGAAGGUACUAAAAAGGGAAACUGUGGAAAGGAUGGAGACCGAUGGAUUCAGUGUAGCAAACAUGAUGUUUUCUGUGGUUUUUUGCUCUGUACUAAUCUUACUAGAGUUCCACGAGUCGGUCAAGUUCAAGGAGAAAUUAUCCCAAAUUCUUUUUAUCAUCAAGGACGAAUAGUGGACUGCAGUGGUGCUCAUGUUCUUUUAGAUGAUGAUACAGAUUUAGGUUAUGUGGAGGAUGGAGCUCCAUGUGGACCUCAAAUGAUGUGUCUGGACAAAAAGUGCCUGCCAAUUCAGUCCUUGAACAUAAGCAGCUGUCCCAUUGGUUCUAAUGGAAAAGUCUGUUCAGGUCAUGGGGUUUGUAGUAAUGAAGCCACUUGCAUUUGUAAUUUCUCCUGGGCUGGGACAGACUGUAGUAUUGAUGAUCCUAUCAGGGAUACUGGUACUAAGAAGGACGAAGGACCCAAGGAAAUGUCAAAAAAAGAAGGUUUGAUCCAAGUCAGCAAGGCCCUAUCUGAAGAAGGGCAAUUAAAAAAAACUGCUUCUUGCACUACUGGAUUUUGGAUAUAA
Molecule: messenger RNA, 2421 nt
Organism: Indicator indicator
Lineage: Eukaryota; Metazoa; Chordata; Aves; Piciformes; Indicatoridae
Gene: ADAM23
Product: ADAM metallopeptidase domain 23
Exons: 25
Coding region: 1-2421 (806 amino acids)
Biological process (GO): proteolysis
Cellular component (GO): presynaptic membrane
Molecular function (GO): metalloendopeptidase activity
Source: RefSeq, a predicted model, not a curated record